AGCCCACCUCUCUCUGCAGAUUCAAAUCCCCUCUCCCGCCCAAAUCACGCCGCGCUGUGCAUGGCUUCGAACCCCAAAUGUCUCAGCAGCUCGCAAUUCGUGAAAAACGUCUCUCCAGUCCAGCUGUUGAUGACGACUAACUUAGCUUGAUAGGUGGUCAGGGAAUUCCUAGUUAGGCCACGUGUGAUUAGCCGGGACGCCAUGAAAGGAGGCGGCUGGAGCAAAGGGACGCGCGGAAUGCGAGGGAUGGAUCAGCAGCACCAGUACCAGCAGCACGUGGCUAAUAUGCCAACCGGACGAGCGCCGUAUGAAUCGAUGGACAUGCCUAACAUGGGAAUGGAGAGUCGCGAUUACGGGCAGGAGGCAGCGGCAUGGGUGGAUGAGAACGGUAACGAGGAGUGCGGUCCGGUCGCGGUGAAGAAGAGCCGCGUUUCAUCCAACAUGGGGAGCUCCACGUGGGAGAUGAACCGGCAGGAGAUAAAACGCAGCCGUACGGGCGAGGAGACUCUGUACGACGGGCAAGGGCGCUCCGCAAUUCCCGAUCUGCAGAGCCGGUCGAAGCCGGAAGUGAAGCGGGAGAGCGGGUUUUACGACAGCGGCGCAUGGAGCAACGGCGUGCUGAGCGACAGGAACCCUAACUUCGCGAACGGUGCGAACGUUGCAAACGUCGGUAACGGUCGCGACGUGGAGGUUAACGACGUAGAGGAGGGGGAGGAAGAGGAGGAGGCGGAGGAAGAGGAUGACCUGGCAGCCGAGCCGUUCCUGGACCACUCGUUAGAGUUCGCGCCGAACGUGCUGUCGUCUAUGGUCAAAGGCGACGCCGGCGACGCUGACGGCGAUCGCGCGAAUCUCGGCGGAAUCGACGACUGGGAGCAGGAGGAGAGGGAAAAGGCGAGGGAGUGGGAAAAGGAGAGGGCGUGGGGACGGGGGGGGAAGGAGGAGGAAGAGGAGGAGGAAGAGGCGGUACUGAGGGCGGUAGGGGGACCUGGACCGCCGCAUCGCGGACCGAAUCGCGACAGCUACAGCCCGAGAGACAGUCAGCGCUACAGUCAACGCUACAGUCAAAGGGAUAGUCGGAGCUACAGCCAAAGCUACAGCAACAGUCAGAGUCAGGGCGGCGACAAUUCGGGUCGCGGCUGCGCCGGCACGACCCCCAGCGCGCCGCCCGUUUCCGCCAUGAGCAGCGGCCCGCCCGCGCGCGCGGCUCCCGGCGCGCCCACCCGCGCGGCGCCGCAGCCGCAGCGGCCAGAGGCGGGCGGAAGCGGAAGCGCAAGCGCAAGGGGGGAACGGGAGGGCGCGGAGUCGCUGGGCGGUAGCAGCGCGGGUUGGAGCGGAGGGCGGUCGGCGGUGGGGCUGGGGCGGGAGAGCGCGCUGCGACUGAGCACAGUGAGGGAGGAGUCGGGCGCGACGAUGGAGUCACCGUCGCAGGCGUCGCAGAGGACGGAGCGUGGUGGUGGCGACACGCCUCUGUCCCCCCACACCCCCGCCACGCCCCACCGGUUCACUGCGCAUUCGCAACCGCCUGCUCCUGAGCCCAUUCUACUCGCAAGCGCGGAUGAGCGGUGGAGUGCAACGGUGGCGUAUGACGCGUGUGUGCGCAUGUGCAUGGAGGAAGCACCCAAGGGUUCGCCCCACGCGCACUUCUUUCUCAGCGAGUCUGCCUGUGGCUCACUGCGCACCUUCUUUGGCCUGCAGCCGCUGAUGCUGGUGCCUGUGAGUGUGCGCGCGGCAGCAGACGAAGGCAGCAACAGGCCGGCGGCAGGAGGAGGGGGAGGAGGGGGUGCGAGGGAUGGGGAUGAGAGGGAGCAGGGCGGCGUGUGCGCGUCCCCACUGGAGGGCUUUAAGAGCUCCCCUCUGUCACCGUAUGGCAACUCGUCGGCCCGCAAGAAGAAGGGAGGCAUUGGGACGCUCAAGCUGCAAGUGCGCAAGGUGCGCAUGGCAGGCAAGGGGGAGGAGGGGAGGGCGGCUGCCGGACAGAGGGAAGCAGAUUUCCAGGGGGGCGCGGGGGGGUCAGUGUCAGCAUCAGCGGGGGGGGCGGUGAGCAGCAUGAUGCGGCAGAUCAAGGGCGGCAUGGCGAAUCUAAGGGGCCUGGCGGCUGAAGCCACCACAGCUGCUCCAGAGGGCGUGCUAGUAACAGUGCGCUGCAGGUCAGAGGAGGCGAGUGAGGCACAGAGGGUCAACCCCAACACGCACCACUGCAUCAACCUUCCCGUGGAGAGUGAUCGCCAGGAGGUGGUGGUGGAGGUGCACGACCGCAGUGGGUGCAGGGGGCAGGCCACAGUGGCGGCUGCUGUGCUUAUGGACGAAGGGCACCCCUUCACCCACGUGUCGUUAUCGCAGCGCUGCCAUUGGGUGGCUGUGAGAGACACGUGUCAGCAGGAGGUGGCCCGCGUGCAGAUAGCCGUCUCGCUUGUGCAUUCUGCCAAGGACUACGGCACUCAGUGCCAUCCCAUAUCGGAGUCAGCAGCAUACGACUGGGUGCUCGCAGCAGCCAUGGCAGCACAGGGAUUUCACGCGCGCAACCUCCGCCUCUCCGGCCCCUGGGAGUGGCUCUGUGACCAAUUCGCUGUCUGCUAUGGCGUCUCCCCGCACUACACCAAGCUCAGGUACCUGACACGUGUGAUGGACGUGGCAACACCAACCGCUGACUGUCUCUGUCUCAUCCACCAGCUGCUGGCGCCCGUGCUGCAUGCACACGACACUGAUGGCAGCAGCGUGACCAAACAGGAGGCGCGCAUGCUAGCGGAUAUGGAGGAGCGGGUGGGAGACUUGCUGCAACUGACCUUUGAGAGCUACAAGUCCCUCAACGAGUCCGCGCCGUCAGGCAUCGUCGACUCUUCCCGCUCUGCCGCCCAUCUCUGUGCUUCGCUCGGGCGGUCGCUGGUGGGAGCAGAGGCAGCAGCGCUGGUGGCUCCUGCCAUUCCCCCUGCAGUGCAGCUGUUUGGGCUGCUGAAUGACCUUUUGCUGCCUGAAGUGCAGCAGCAGUUCUGUGGAUACCUGCAGACAGCAGCGCGGCGCCGCUGCAGGCAGCACCUGUCCGAGACAGACGAAUACGUGAACGGCACAUCCGCCCUCAUGGGUGCUGGCGGAAGCACUACUCACGGGCAGGGGGGGCAUGGGCAGGGGCAAGCGGGCAUGGGUUGCAGUCCAGGGGGGGGAAGGGGGAGAGGGGGAGUGGGGGGGGUUGGAGGAGGUGGGAUACGGUUUGUGGAUGGGAGGGACAUGGAGGGGCAGAGGGAGGCAUAUGUGAGCAUGCGGCUGGCGUGUGUGGCGAUGUGGCGCGAGGUGCAGGCGGAUAUCGGGAUCCACAACCAGCACAUCCUGCCCAGCUUCGUGGACCUCCCCGAGCUGACGGCUGGCGUGUACAUGGUGGAGCUGCAGAGGAGGGUCAACCAGUUCCUGCUGGCGGUGCCGCCUCAGCACCCGCUGCCACAUGUCAAGAAUCUGCUGCACGCCACUGCUGACGUGGAGGAUAGGCUGCUGCUGUGGGGCGUGGGCAAGGUGCCAGGGGGCUUAGACGCACGGGAGCUGUUCGGGGUGUAUGUGGAGGCGUGGAUCAGAGAGCGCACUCACACCCUCAUGGAUGUCUGCCGAGCUCCCAAGUGGGCGGUGCUAGCCCCCAUGUCGGACCGCAAUGCCACGUCACCGUUUAUGGAGGAGGUGUAUGGCGCCGUGAACAGCCUGCUGGACGAGCUGGACUCCGUGCUGGGCAGAUGGCCCCAGUACACCCUUCUUGUGGAGGAGGCCGUAUGCGAUGUGGAGCGAGCCGCCAUCUCGUCCCUCGCGUCUCACUUCCAGAACUUCCUCCUCCUCCUCAACACCCCCUCCUCCUCCGCCUCCUCCACCUCCACCAAGAAGAAGAUUCUCAGCAUGCUUUCGCGCCGCCGCCCCACCCUCGCAUAUCAAGUGCCUAUAGAGCUGGGCGUGUAUCUCAACACCAUCAAGCGAAUGCUGGAAACGCUCCGCCCAACAGUGGAGCUGCGGAUGCGCAAGUGGGUGGCCAACACCCCUCCUGCGUCCCUCAUCCGCCCCCCCAGCGCAACUCCGCCCCUCCCAAGCGGCCCUCAGGGGGGGGCACCGCUGCUGCUGCCGCCGCUGCUGCCGCCAUGCUAGGCGCUGCGGCUAAGAAGGUGGCUGCU
This is a messenger RNA of Closterium sp. NIES-67, 4139 nucleotides long. Lineage: Eukaryota; Viridiplantae; Streptophyta; Zygnematophyceae; Desmidiales; Closteriaceae. The record is from the annotation of a GenBank genome assembly.